Messenger RNA from Yarrowia lipolytica CLIB122, 1431 nucleotides. RefSeq lists its product as uncharacterized. NCBI's taxonomy places the organism in Eukaryota, Fungi, Ascomycota, Dipodascomycetes, Dipodascales. The record is from RefSeq and is a predicted model, not a curated record. Gene Ontology annotation, cellular component: cytosol. Gene Ontology annotation, biological process: protein import into peroxisome matrix.
AUGAAGGUGGCAGACACAGCCUACUACGACCUGCUGGAGGUGCAGGUGGACGCCUCGGACGCGGAAAUCAAAAAGGCGUACCGAAAAAUGGCGAUUCGACACCAUCCCGACAAGAACCCCGACGACCCGACCGCCAACGAGCGAUUUCAGGCGAUUGGCGAGGCGUACCAGGUGCUGUCGGACAAGGACCUACGACAGCAGUACAACGAGCACGGCAAGGACUACGCGGUGCCGGCCGAGGGCUUUGCGGACCCGGCCGAGUUCUUCACGAUGAUUUUCGGAGGCCAGCUGUUCAACGACUGGAUUGGCGAGCUGUCUCUGCUCAAGGACAUACAGAAGAGCAUGGAGAUGCAGGAGGAGGCCGAGACCGAGGAGGGAGCCGAGGGAGCCGGUGCUGGUGCUGGUGCUGGUGCUGGAGGCGCGGCUGCUGGAGGCGCGGCUGCAGGGGCUUCUGCAAGUCCCGGCGGAGUCAACCACUCCACUGCGUCGCUGACAGAGCAUGCUCACGAGGACAAGACCGGCCCCGUCCAUCCUCCCGGAUCUGCGGCGGAGGCGCUGGCUCGAGAAAAGGAGCUGCGAAAGAAGAGACGGGCCCAGACCGAGGCUGCUCGGGCCAAGCGGCUCGAGUUCGAAAAGGAGCGUCAGGAGGCCCGAAAGGAGCGAAUCAAGAUGCUUGAGAAGAAGCUCAUUGAGCGAAUGUCCGUGUGGACCGAGACCGACAAGACCGACGACCUCACCCGGUCUUUCCAGGAGAAGAUCCGUCUGGAGGCCAACGAGCUCAAGAUGGAGUCCUUUGGCGUGGAGCUCGUACACGCCAUUGGCCAGGUCUACCUGACCAAGGGAUCCAUGUACCUCAAGUCGCAGAAGCUGUUUGGAUUCAUCCCCGGCUUCUUUGGCAAGCUCAGAGAGAAGGGUACUUCUGCCAAGGAGACCUGGAACACCAUUUCGGCCGCCAUCGAGGUCCAGGGUACCGCCAAGGAGAUGGCUGCUGCCGAGGAGGCCGGUGGAGACGACUGGACCGACGAGACCAAGGCCGCCAUGGAGCGUCUGCUGAUCGGAAAGACCCUGGCGGUCGCAUGGAGCGGCGCCAAGGGAGAGGUGCUUGACGUGCUCCGGGAGGUGUGUGAGAACAUUCUCUACGACAAGAAGGUGCCUCAGGCCAAGCGCCAGGAGCGUGCCCAGGCCCUGGUGCUCAUGGGCUCCAUUCUCAAGCAGACGGAGCGAUCCAAGGCCGAGCAGGAGGAGGUCAAGGUGUUUGAGGAACUCAUGGCCGAGGCGCAGGUCAAGAAGGCCAAGAAGCGGGAGCGAAAGCACGGCAUUCAUAUUCCCAUCAUUGGCCACAGACGAGAGGGCAGUGGGGUCAGCCAGACUGCUGGAGCCACUCCGGGCUCUCCAGGUGUGCAUGUGACUCCGGAGAAGGCCACCGCUUAG